Molecule: messenger RNA, 2289 nt
Organism: Ixodes scapularis (black-legged tick)
Lineage: Eukaryota; Metazoa; Arthropoda; Arachnida; Ixodida; Ixodidae
Product: peroxidase-like
Exons: 16
Coding region: 1-2289 (762 amino acids)
Biological process (GO): response to oxidative stress
Molecular function (GO): peroxidase activity; heme binding
Source: RefSeq, a predicted model, not a curated record
AUGCCAAGACGGAUUUUCGCGCUCAGCCUCUUCCUAGUAUGGGCGCUUGUACAACGGCAGUGUCUUGUAGCAGUGGCGAUGGAGUCCUUUGGCAGCGAGGGAAACUUCAUCAGCGGCGGCGGCCACCACACGAUAGCCACGUCCGACUGCGCGCUACUGCUGCACAGGCACUACGUGCACGGGAUGGGAAGGUCGCCGGCCCCACGCUUCAAGGACUUCUUCGAGGCCUUCAAGACGUCGUUCGUGAGUGCGGGUCCACACGAGCAAGUCUGCAUCAAGUACUCGGACGUCAACAACGCUGUGCGAGAGGCCAAGUCAAGGCUGAACUACAUUCACCCGUACCGUGCCAAUGAUGUUCUGCCAGAGCCGAGGGAUAUUGCGACCACGGCUGAACUCUCGCUCCUUGUCACCAAGAUCCUGGCAACACAGUUCCGGAUGACCCACGACGAGAUCAUGAACGGCCUGCCGCUCAUCGACACCUCUCGGACCGAGAUGUGGGACAUGUGCCCGGCCCACGUGAAGCCCAUCCCGUGCACUGUGGAGCGCUACCGGAGCAUGGACGGCCGCUGCAACAACGUCAAGCACUCGUCCUGGGGCGUCACCAACACGCCUUUCGUCCGCUUCCUGCCGGCCCUGUACAGCGACGGAAUUCAGGGUCCUCGACAAGCGGCGGACGGCGGGCAACUUCCCAAUGCCCGUAGCAUCAGCAGCUUCGUCCACCGGGACUACGACCACCCAAACCGGCAGCUUUCCAUCCUGGUGAUGUCCUGGGGACAGUUCAUCGACCACGACCUCACGCUGGCGGCGCCGCCCAGAGACGAGCGAGACCUGGACUUCGUGUGCUGCGGCGUCCCGCCCAAGUUCCAGCAUCCGCUAUGCAUGACCAUCGAGGUUCCGCGGGAGGACCCCUUCUACGGGAAGUACCGCAGGACGUGCAUCGAGUUCAAGCGGUCGCUGGCCGGACAGCGCCCGAAUUGCGCACUUGGUCCGAGGACUCACAUCAACAUCCUGACGCACUCGAUCGACGCCAACUUCAUCUACGGCUCUUCCGACGAUCUCUCCAGAAGGUUGCGCUCUUUCUCAAGAGGGCAGCUCCGAACCUGGGAUCGCUUCCGUGAAGUGGGCCUCAAGCCACUCCUGCCACCGGAGUCAGAAAACCCGGAGCGCGACUGCAUCGGCCGACCCAGGCGACUCUUCUGCUUCCUUGCAGGCGACGAGCGUGUGAACGAACAGAUCCAUUUAACGGUGCUACACACCUUCUACGUGCGCGACCACAACCGGGCAGCCAUGGAGCUGUCCAGGCUAAAUCCGCAUUGGGAUGACGACCGCAUCUACCACGAAACCAGACACAUCAUGGCCGCCGCCGUCCAGUAUAUCACCUACAACGAGUUCUUGCCUAUGGCGCUGGGGGAAGACCUCAUGGUCCGCUACAACCUCACGCUCCUCAAGGAGGGCUACUGGCACGGCUACGAUCCUGAAGUGAACUUGGCACUGUCAAACUCGUUCCAGUCGGCAGCGUUCCGAUUUGGGCACACCUUCAUUCAGGGCAUGGUGAGGAGGUACAACAAGUUCCACGAGUUCAUCGGGGAGGAUCUGCUCCGAAACCUGCUGCGUCACCCCUUCAUCGUGUACGAGCCCGGGAAGCUGGACGAAUUGGCCGGGGGACUUAUCAACACUCCGGCGCAGACCUACGAUCCCUUCGUGACGCAGGAGGUGACCAACCACCUGUUCCAGAACCCGGAAGAGCCGUUCGGCAAGGACCUCAUCUCCAUCAACCUGCAGCGGGCCCGGGAGCACGGCGUGCCGGGCUACAACUCGUUCCGAGAGUGGUGCGGCCUGCCCAGGGCGCACGCCUUCGCCGACCUGGAGCCCUGGCUCAGCAACGGCACCGCCUUCCGAUACUCGCAGAUCUACAAGCACCCGGACGACAUCGACCUGUGGAGCGGCGGCAUCUCGGAGCGCACCCUGCCCGGGGGCAUGAUCGGCCCCACGUUCGCCUGCAUCAUCGCCAGGCAGUUCUCGAACCUCCGCCGGGGAGACCGCUUCUGGUUCGAGAACCCGGGUUUGCCGUCUUCCUUCACGCCCGAGCAGCUGCAGGAGAUCCGAAAAGCGACACAGUCCAAAAUCAUCUGCGAGAACGGCGACGACAUUCCCACCAUCCAGCUCUGGGUGAUGAGGCUGCCCCAUCGGAUCUACAACCCGAGGUUCCGUUGCGAGGACAUCCCGGGCAUCGACCUCCGGUACUGGCAAGAAGAUCCCAUCCACGGCGGAUACUCCUUCAGGAAAUGA